Molecule: messenger RNA, 1962 nt
Organism: Chelonus insularis
Lineage: Eukaryota; Metazoa; Arthropoda; Insecta; Hymenoptera; Braconidae
Product: T-complex protein 11-like protein 1
Exons: 8
Coding region: 346-1884 (512 amino acids)
Biological process (GO): signal transduction
Source: RefSeq, a predicted model, not a curated record
AACAAAAUAAGUUCUGUGUUAUUAGUGAAAGAAAACAAUGAUCAGUAUGAUGUUAAAAAACAGUGUAUAUCUGUGAAAUAAUGAAGCCAAGAAGAAAUUAAAUAACAAUCAUUGAUAAAUGAUAUUAACAUUUCCUAUAUCUAUUAUUAACUGAAUAAAUAAAACGAGCAGCCUAAAAUUCAGUCAUAUAAAAAACUGACGUGAUUUCGAAAAUUCUGGAUAAUGAAAACAACUGUUACAGCUCCCAGCAAGUGUUAAUCUUAUUUUAGAAUUCACAUUUGACCUCUUUUUCAAUUGAAACCGAACAACUUUGAUGUGUUUAGUGUUUAAAAUUCGUUGUUCACGAUGUCUAACAAUUACAGUGACAAAACUCAAGACAAGAGUAGUGAAAAGGAAAAAGAAAACUCUGUCUCCUCAAUGGAAUGGGAGUCACCUUCAUCAAGUCAAGCUAUUCCGAAAAACAAUCGUAGAGAAACUGAAUGGUCACCCAACUUUCUAACAGCAGCUUCUCCACCCAAGUUUGUAUCUCUAGAUGAGAUUAUAAAUGCUGCGAAUGGAAUAAAAAAUAUGGCAUUGGCCCAUGAAAUCGCUCUAGACAAUAACUUCAAGCUUGAAAAGUUAGAUGAUGAUGAUGAGAGCAACAGUAUUCAAAAGAAAGUUAAGAAAAUAGUUCAUGAAGCAUUUUGGAAUCUUCUUAAAGAGCAGUUAGAAGAAAAUCCUCCGAAUUUCAGCCAAAGUUUGGUGCUUUUACGAGAAAUCAAAGAAAGUUUAGAGGAAUUAGUACUCCCGCAUCAUACACAAAUUCGUGAUAAUCUACGAGAAGUGCUAGACAUCGAUUUAAUUAGCCAACAGGCAGAGAAAGGAGUUCUAGAUUUUCAUCGAUACUCUACUUAUGUAUUAAAUAUAAUGAGUAAAGUAUGUGCACCGGUGCGAGACGAAAGAAUACGUCAGCUAUCAGAAUGUACUGAUGUUCUUGAAACUUUCAAAGGAAUCAUGGAAACUUUACAAUUAAUGAAAUUGGAUUUAGCUAAUUUUACAAUUAAAAUGAUGCGACCAAAUAUAGUAGCAUCAAGCAUAGAAUACGAGAAAAAAAAAUUUGCUGAAUUUUUAAAAGUACAAGCUGAUGGUUUACAAUAUACCAGACAAUGGUUAUUAAAAUAUUUGAACGAAAAAAAAAUAUCUGAUGCGUCAAACGCAGAUGGAAUCAAGCAAGUGACUCAUUAUCUCUUAGCAGAGGCUUACCUUGAUUUAUUAAAUUGGAAUGCAAGUCCAGAAGCAGAAACCCUGAUGCUAGAUCAAGGAAGACUUAUAGAAUUAAGAAACAAAGUCAAUCGAUUAACAAUCAUAGGAUCAAUCAUUUUAAUUUGUAACAGUACAAUUGGAAUGACAGCCCAAGCAGCAGAGAAAUUGAAAAAAAAUAUUAAAAAACAUCUUGAUGUUAUUUUAGAUUCUGUACACUCGAAUAAAGAUUUAACAGAAACAAUGCCGAAUAUUGUUGUUCAAGUAAAACAGGAUGUUAACUCAAUCCUAACUGAAAUGAAUGGUAAAGAAUUGGAUAAAGAGGUUGAGAGUAUUCUGGACAGACAAAUACAGGAAUUAAUUAACGAAGAUCAUCGGAUUCGAUCACUCGUCAAUCUGAGAAUUCGACAAUUUCUCGAAAAAACAAUUUUAUCAAAGAAUGCAGCGCCAUUGCAAGUUCCCCUGGGUCUGUCAUCGCUUCAAGAAGAAUUAAUAGCUAUUGCUGCACAAUUUUGCAUUAUCGUUGCACACAAUCGAAGUGUUUUUUCAGAAUAUUAUCAUGAUAUCUUAGCAACGGAGAUUGCUAGACAAAAAUCAUUAUCAGGUUCAGUAAAAAAUGAGAAUAAUGGUACUGUAGAUGCCUAACACAUUUAUUAUUAUAGAAUAUAAAAAAUUAAUCAAUCUUAUUUUUACAUUAAAAAAUAUAUAUUUGUUAAUUAACAU